This is a messenger RNA of Malania oleifera, 1803 nucleotides long. RefSeq lists its product as uncharacterized. The transcript has 5 exons. Lineage: Eukaryota; Viridiplantae; Streptophyta; Magnoliopsida; Santalales; Ximeniaceae. The coding region runs from base 457 to 1605 and encodes 382 amino acids. The record is from RefSeq and is a predicted model, not a curated record.
CCUCCCUCUGCACACUGACAUAUAUAAUGAAGUCAUGAACCUGAACCCAGCAGUCCUCGGGUUUUUCUCUAGCUUAGCCACGCUCUUCCCCGACCUUCGUCACUGGGCUCUGUCCCUCCCUCUCUCUCUCUCUCUCUCUUCUCCCAUAAACUUCCAUGCUCUUACACAGAUUUAGCAAGGCAAUCAGAAAACGUAACGCCAACGUACUGGCCACACUUUCCACCACACCACAACUACCCCUGUGCAGCUCAUGAACCCCAUCCUUCAUUUCCUAGCUAUUCCCUUACCAAACCCAUAAACGCUCCUCAACAAGCUCGUAAACUACCCCAUUUCACAGCAAGCCCAUAAACCCCCCCAGACUCUGUUUUCUGUGUCUGCUUCUCUCUCUGUACAGUCCUUCACAUGCAUUCAAGCCGUCAAUGAAUUGGGUCUCUGCGUUUCAUCAUCUGGGGGGGAAUGGGGUGCAUGUUUUCUCGUCUGGCGGCGAAGUUCGCCUUCUUUCCGCCCUCUCCGGCGACCUAUGCGGUGAAGAAGCGCGAGGACGGAAAGCUCGUGGCUGUUUCAGCGAUGAACUCGCCGUCGAUGCCGCCGGCGUUCCCACACGGCGACGACAACUCUCUCGAUGUUUUGCUUCUAGACACUAAGCAGGGGAACAGGAUUGUUGCCUUUUAUCUGAGAAACCCUUAUGCUCGCCUCACUCUGCUUUACUCUCAUGGCAAUGCUGCGGACCUUGGCCAGCUGUACGAUCUCUUUGUGCAGCUCAAGGUCAAUCUCAGAGUUAAUCUCAUGGGAUACGACUACUCUGGUUAUGGAGGCUCUAGUGGUAAGCCAAGUGAAUCCAAUACAUAUGCGGAUAUAGAAGCAGUGUAUGAAUGUCUUGAGACUGAGUAUGGAGUUGGCCAGGAAGACUUAAUUUUAUAUGGACAGUCAGUUGGAAGUGGGCCAACCCUGCACCUGGCAGCUCGGUUGCCAAGGCUGAGAGGUGUAGUUCUGCAUAGUGCUAUUCUUUCUGGCCUUCGCGUGGUCUGCCAUGUAAAGUUCACGCUUUGCUUUGACAUGUAUAAGAACGUGGACAAAAUCCGGAAGGUGAAGUGUCCGGUGCUAGUGAUUCACGGUACAGAAGAUGACGUAGUAAAUUGGUUACAUGGCAAUAAAUUGUGGAAAAUGGCACGAGAGCCAUAUGAGCCCUUGUGGAUUAAGGGUGGUGGACAUUGCAACCUGGAGCUCUACCCCGAUUACGUUCGUCAUCUUUGCAGCUUCAUCCAUGAAAUGGAGAACAUCACCACAGCUGUCCGGCUCAAAAAGAUCCGGCAGAGCCUCCGCUUACAGGAGAGGUCCAAUACUGCUAUUACAAGUGCUUCUAUCAGGUGCUGUAGACUUAAAUUCAGAAGACCAAAAUGCCCAGAAUGUUCAAGGCCUCGCUGCUUAAAGUGCUUCUGGAGGCCCAAAUGCCCUGGAUGCUCAAAACCCAGCUGCAUAACUUGUAUCUGUCGACCCAAAUGCCCCAAAUGCCCCAAAUGUCCUAGACCUGGCUGCAUAAAAUGUUCAUGCUGGCGAUGGUUUGCAGGGACAUGUAAUGGGACGGAUAGAAGGCAGGAUGGCUAGUCUUUAUGCAUGUAUAGAUUGCUAGACCUGCUAACAUACCUUGAAUCUGUGCAGUAGUGGGUGGAACCCGAGGAAGUGGUUUAUUAAUUAGAUAUUGAGAAACACAUUCUGAUGAAAACAUUUCUCACAAGUGUUUUAUAGUCUUAUUAACUGUGGGGUAUGCACUUCAUCGAAAAGUUUUCCUUUCCUGGUUAAAAA